AUGGGUGAAUCCAAUACCGCCUAUUUCUUCUUCUUCGCCGUCUCCACAAGUGAGCACCACUCCAAGCGGAACAUAGUGUGGAACGACAACAGCACCAUCACAUUCUUGAAUCGCAACGAGUGGCAUUUCAUGCCAAAUAUGUCGUCUGGCUCUCUUUCUGACAUUGUUACCAACCUCAACACUGUUGCCAUGAUUCUUGGCUCAAGAUGUCACAAUCUGGGAAACCUUACAGAAUCUGUGGACGAAAUAUUCAAGAAGGAAGGGAGUCUUAUUGUCUCCAAGAGUGUGGAAGAUCUCAUCUUUAAUGGUUACAGCGAUGCUCUCUUGCAGAACGCUGACUUGCGAAAGUAUCUCCCAGACUUCCCUGACUAUGACAGAUUUGGAUGGUACUAUCAGCGUAAUAUGUCGGCUACAUUUGAUGGAGUGAUCACCAUGUACACUGGGCAGAAAGACAUCGAGAGCCUUGGUCUACUUACUAGUUGGAACUAUGAAACAAGUACAGGCUGUUACCCGGGAGAUUGUGGACAGGUCAAGUCAACGAUUGGUAAUGUGUUGCCUCUCUCCACAUUCAAACAGCCCCAGUUCACACUCUUCAACACUGACAUUUGUGGAGUAUACACCCUUGAUUACGAAAAACUUGUGGAACUAAACAACAUACCUGGGGUCCAGUACCGAGCCACCGAGUCCAUGUUCAGCAACAAUGAGACUUGUUAUUGUCCUCGCCAAACAUGUCCUGCUUCUGGUGUGCGGGAUAUAUCGGCCUGUAAACGAGCCCCCUUGUUUAUCUCCCUGCCCCACUUCCUCCAUGCAGAUCCCAGUUACUUGGAAGCAAUCAGUGGACUGGAACCUAACGCUAGUAAACACUCGUUCUUCAUGUCACUUGCUAAUCUUACGUCUGUACCACUGGUUGUACGAGUUAGGUUACAAACAAACUUGCUCAUGGAACCGAUACCAAACAUGACUUUUUUCAGUAACUUAAGCAGAAUCUAUAUGCCGAUGUACUGGUUGGAUCAGUAUGCUAUCCUGACUCCUGACUUGGCAGCUCUGAUGCAUCCUCUCUACCCCUUCUCAAAGUGGGGAGGCUGGGGCAUCCUCUUGCUUAGCGGAGGCUUGGGAGCUAUCCUGCUUCUCCUGGGGAUAGUUCUACGCUGUCAAGACACUUCAGAAUCUGUUUCCUUGCUUGAAUGAGGACUGUAGAAUAUGUAUUUCUUGUAAACCUUAUAUAAUUAAAUUUUUAAAUUAA
Homalodisca vitripennis (glassy-winged sharpshooter) is the source of this 1243-nucleotide messenger RNA. Its product is annotated as protein croquemort-like. Lineage: Eukaryota; Metazoa; Arthropoda; Insecta; Hemiptera; Cicadellidae. The transcript is spliced from 9 exons. The record is from RefSeq and is a predicted model, not a curated record. Gene Ontology annotation, molecular function: scavenger receptor activity. Gene Ontology annotation, cellular component: membrane; cytoplasm. The coding region runs from base 1 to 1188 and encodes 395 amino acids.